Messenger RNA from Carcharodon carcharias (great white shark), 408 nucleotides. Its product is annotated as retinol-binding protein 2-like. NCBI's taxonomy places the organism in Eukaryota, Metazoa, Chordata, Chondrichthyes, Lamniformes, Lamnidae. The coding region runs from base 1 to 408 and encodes 135 amino acids. Gene Ontology annotation, cellular component: cytosol; nucleus. The record is from RefSeq and is a predicted model, not a curated record. Gene Ontology annotation, molecular function: fatty acid binding. Gene Ontology annotation, biological process: fatty acid transport. The transcript has 4 exons.
AUGCCAGCAGAUUACAAUGGUGUAUGGGAGAUGGUAGAAAAUGAGAACUUUGAUAGCUACAUGAAAGAAUUGGACAUAGACUUUGCCACCAGGAAGAUUGCACUUCAUCUCAAGCAGACAAAAGAAAUCAAACAAGAAGGAGACAAGUUUACCACCAAAACUCUGAGUACCUUUAGAAACUACAACCUGGAUUACACAAUUGGAGAAGAAUUUGAGGAGCACACCAAAGGCCUAGAUAAUAGAACAGUCAAGACACUGGUGCAGUGGGAUGGAGACAAACUCGUCUGCGUUCAGAAGGGUGAAAAGGCCAACAGAGGCUGGAAGCAUUGGAUUGAGGGUGAUAAACUGCACUUGGAGCUAACAUGUUGCGACCAAGUGUGCCAUCAAGUUUUCAAGAAAAAAAGCUAA